This is a messenger RNA of Coregonus sp. 'balchen', 4604 nucleotides long. NCBI's taxonomy places the organism in Eukaryota, Metazoa, Chordata, Actinopteri, Salmoniformes, Salmonidae. The record is from the annotation of a GenBank genome assembly.
CAAACACGCCCAUUAUCAGCAGCACAGCCACACUGGGCGGUGGUAAGUGAUAAAUGAUCUAUUAUUUUGUGAAGUUCCCGUUAAUUUCAUUUUAAGUAAACACAUUAGAAACGUAUGUCUAAACGUCUUCUUAAAGCAUCUCAGCUGUCUGAAAAAUAGUUCGCUAGAUACCGGUAUCUAUCUCUGUGUGCUGAUGGCUAAGUUGAGCUAGCUAGCUAGCUAGGGGUGUAGCUAGCUGGGAAGCUUGCUAUCUUUGAGCAGCCGGUUGCAAUCUUGACUUUUAUGUGUCACCAGCAACACACAGCCCACAAAAAUAAUAAUGUUGGAGAAGACUGGGUCCUUUCUGAUUUUGCAAUCGUUUUAUUGCAUUUCAGUCGUGGUCGUUGUCUCUUCGAGUUGAGCUGAACGUUGCAGACAUGGCCUGUCGCAGGAUCACACAGGAGACCUUCGAUGCGGUGGUCAAGGAAAACAUCGAGGAGUUCGACAUGGACGCUGCGGAGGCCUUGAGGGAAGCGGUAGAGCAGUUUGAGUCUCAAGGUAUAGUAACGUUACAUGAUUUGAUCUGAAUCGUAGGAGAAACAUGCACGCGUAGUGUAACUCAACCGUAUGAUAGGCAAUGUAUAAGAUACAUCCCUGAUCCUGGAUAAAUCUUCCUUCUCCAAUGUUUUGCCUCCGUAUUCCCCAGGGGUGGACCUCAGCUGUAUAGUGAAAGCUGUGCCGACAGCAGGUGAUGACCAAACAGAGGAGCAUGAGGUCCUUCAGGUUGGUAUGGAAUAUAUUCUGCACUGAAGACAACACAACAUAAGUCAUCACCACUUGCAGCACUUGUCUCCAAUCAAUGUUGUAGGUUUACAUUUCACAGAAAAGUACAGGAUGCCACCCAUCAUGCCACAGCUCUGUACCGUUUCUAUUUACAGGCCCUGGAAUCCAUUCAAAUAGCGUCUGACAAUAGUAUGGCUGCAGAUCUGAAACGCUUCACUGAGCAGUGCUCUCUUGGCUUCGCCCAGAGGCAUCUGGCAGCCCAGAAAGAUGCCUAUCCUACAAUCAUCUCCUGCUGUAGAAAGACACUGGAUGAACAGGAGGCUCUGCUGGCCUCUCUCUCUGCCCUGGCCGCUCUGACAGAUGGCCAGCCAGACCUCCUUGACUUGGAGGGCAAGGAGCUCCUUGUGAGCAUCCUUGGCAUGUACCAGACAGACCCUGCACUGAUGUUAGUUGCCAUCCGUACGGUACGCCAUUGCUGUUUGAAGCACGAGCAGAACAGGCAGGAUUUGGUGAAGGCUGGAGUGCUGCCGUUGCUAACCGGCACCAUCAAGCGACACACUGGACGCUCCGAUCUGGUCAAGGAGGCCUGUAAUGCCCUCCGGUACAUGACCUUUGACGACGACAUAAGAGUUCCUUUUGGACAGGCUCACGAACACGCCAAGAUGAUUGUUAUGGAACACAAUGGGUUGAAAGUCAUUGUGGAGGCUGCCAAAGGUAAUAGAGAUGGCCAAAGGAAGAUACUAAGAAAGAUAAUGAUAGCUUUGAGUAUUUAUGAUGGUAGAUUCACAUGUUUUAUUCUUGGUGAAUCACUUCUUCGCUGUUUAUUUUCUCCCUCUCAGCACACCCCGAGAAUAGCCCUCUCCUCAGUGUCCUGUGUGCUACUCUGUCCAGCCUGGCCGUGAGGAACGAGUUCUGUCAGGACAUCUGUGACCUGGGAGGGUUAAAGUUCAUGAUGACCCUGCUGGCAGACAGUUAUGAGUCCCAGGUAAGUUAUGCUGACAAAAGUGCCUCAGACCAGCCUUUUUCAAACCUCUCCUCGGGGACCCCCAGCCGUUCCAUGUAUUUGAACUAUUCCAGAACUAGCAUACCUGAUUCAACUUGUCAUCAAGCCUUUUAGUACUUGAAUUGGGGGUGUAUUCACUAGGAACCAAAUAGAAGCAAAUGGAACAGGGAGGGACCUGCCUGAAUUUGUCAAUUAGAAACACUAGUUUUUGUUGCAAAACCUUUUCCGUUGUGAAACAUUUAGCAACUGUUUGCUUUAAUGAAUACACCCCAGGUGCGCUAGUUCAGGGUUACAACAAAAGGGUGAAAUGUCUGCCCCCCCCCCCCCCCCCAAACAAACAAAAAAGUCUGCUUCAGACUACAUUUCUGUCUUUUUUUGGGGGGGGGGGGGACAUUUAUAUUUUUGACUUGUGGUGAUCUGAAUUGCUCACUAAUUACUUAACUUCCCUUGCAGGAACUCACAAGGCAGGUGCUGAGCGCUCUGAGGGCCAUAGCAGGAAAUGAUGAUGUGAAGGAUGCUGUCACAAAUGCCGGUGGAGUACAGCUCAUUGUCAUCGCCAUGAACAGACACAUGGGCAAUGCUCAGGUUAGCCUUCCACUUCAUGUUGUUGACAGUUCACACGUUUCUUCAUAAGUCGUUGAUAUUGUUUAAACAUGUUAUAUAUUUUCGUGGCUUUUAUGUUGUGCCCAUAUCUCCUGUCUGUAGGUCUGUGAGCAGGGCUGUGCUGCUCUCUCUGUGGUUGCUCUGCGCAAACCCAACAACUGCCAAGUCAUUAUGGAGGAAGGCGGUGCGCUGGCAGCUCUGCUGGCUAUGAAGACCCAUCCUGAUGAGGUCAAUGUGCAGGUAAUACGAGGAUACUGUUGUGGAAAUUGUUACACAGGGACACUCGAAGUCAAUCUUAAAUGAAUCAUUGUUUAUUGUCAGCGCGCUGGAGUGGUGACGUCUGUCAGUCCCGUUAGUUCCCUUAUUUACUGACAAGUUAUAUUUGCAUGAUUUAGCUUAUUCAUCAUUCAUAAUUAAUGUUUGCUUCAUUCAUUUGACGACCAAUACUGGGUGAUGCAUGUGACAGACCAAUACCUCACAAGGCUUCUUCUCUCUAAGCUGAGACCGUGAAACAAGGUUCUGGGCGUACUGCCAAAUUGCAGAUACUGAUAGUGAGGAUUAGUUCAAUCAGUCACUUGCAUGAACACAGAAAUUGGUUUAUAGAAAAGCACAAACAUAGAAAUUGGUAAAUAGAAAAGCACAAACAUAAAAAUGUCCAUCACAAUACAAGAAGUAAUCAGUUCCCCAUCGGCACUACAUAGGGCUAUAACUGGUGAUCAAACCUUUUUUAACCUGCCACCUUUAUGUAAUACCAUAUUUCUCUCUCUCUCUCUCUCUGUUCCCCAGAAACAGGGAUGUAUGCUGCUGAGGAACCUAGUGGCACGCAUGACUCAAUUCAACCAGCCCAUCCUGGAGAUGGGAGCAGAGGCCCUCAUCGCCCAGGCCCUGGCGGCCCACCGGGACUGCGGGGAUCUGGCCAAAGCUGCCCUUAGGGACCUUGGCUGCCAGGUGGAGCUCCGAGAGCUGUGGACGGGCAAGAAGGGCAGCCUCACCAGAGAUUGACAUUAAGGUCUGAUAGGCCCUCGGUCACCCACCCUGGUCCGGAGGAUGUACAGGAUGUGCAUGCUUUUGUUCCAGCCCAGCUAUAACAACCCUGAUUGAUCUAAUUUACUGCUAAUUUGAACAGGACAUGUGUGUCAAUUCUAGGCUGUAAUAAAAGCUUGCACACUCUGCAGCUCUCCAGAACCAGGGUUGGGGACCACUACACUCAGAACACCUGAACACAGUCAAUAAAGCCGCUAAUCCUAGUGGCCUCCUCAAGUUUCUGAUAUGCCUGGGAAGCAGAGUUGUAUGACGGGGUACAGAGCGGGAUAAAGCUGUUGGACACAAGUGUUUUUAAAUGUAUUAUUAUUUACUGUACAUAUAAUUUUGUUACUUUUUGUAACAAGGUAGUGUUGGAGUGGUUAUAAGUUGUAUUUUUACUUUUACAGCCAUCAUGUUUUAUCUGCAUUUUGUUUGAUAAGUAUUAUAUCCUGAAAAUGUAGUUUUAUUUACUAGGUCUAUUAUAUAGUCUUGAAGUGUACUUAAUUGAAUGCAGACAUGCUUUGUUGCACUCUGUUCUCUCUGUCGGCUUCAUUGUAGUGUGACUUUUGCCUGUACUCCCAAAUUGUUUCUUUGCUGAGCUGGACCUUUUAGAUUUUUAUGAGUAUAAGUGUUAAUUUUUUUUCAAGCAUUCCUUAACAAUACUCCAUGGUUAGAUUAAAUUAGAAGUGAAGUAAUUAAAUUCAGGAAGUGAUUUGAAUUAAACAUUUAAUAAUGGCAAAACUUUUUAAAUCGUUUCUCCUUUCGAAGUCGUUGAAAAUAGGGGCCCUUUUUUCAGUUAUUGAAUUGGAAAUGUAGUUUAUUUACUGAAUUGACUGACUUCAAUUUGACCCCAACCCUUCAACACUUUUACCCUUUUAAGUGUCCCUUUUUAAGUCUACCUGUUAGUCUCCUGUUAUAGUAGGAAAGUGGAAAUUCUGCUACGUGCCAGUCUUCCUCUUCCGCAGAGAGACCGGCAUGUGAACUGAAUGUCAAACAGUGUAUUAAAACCAACAGUCAUAAUGUGUGCAAUUUUUGCUGAUCUAAACUACGUAAUCUCUUUGCAGCUGCAUAAUAUGAAUCUAAAACAUUAUGAAAUCUGAUGUGUGUGUGGGUCUGAUUUAGACUGCCCAAUGGCUUGAGUGUGUUCUACCUACAUCUGCGUGUAUUCUAGUGGUGAAAGCAAAGUAGACACCAGCACACUGGUGAAUGCUCA